AACUAACACUAAUUUCCCUUCUUCCUCCUUUUCCCCUUGUGUCCAGGACAAAGUCUGAGAUGGAUGUUACAUGAAUCAUUUAAGGACUGCACACAACUAUGACCAUUUCUGAAGUCCUUUUCUCAGUAAAAUAGAUCAAGAUGGAUGAAUCUGCCUUGUUGGAUCUUUUGGAGUGUCCCGUGUGUCUAGAACGCCUCGAUGCCUCUGCAAAGGUCUUGCCUUGCCAGCACACGUUUUGCAAACGAUGUUUGCUGGGGAUUGUAGGCUCGCGGAACGAACUCAGAUGCCCGGAGUGCAGGACUCUGGUCGGCUCAGGUGUGGAGGAGCUUCCCAGUAACAUCCUGCUCGUCAGACUUCUUGAUGGCAUCAAGCAGAGGCCCUGGAAACCGGGCCCUGGUGGGGGCAGUGGGACCAACUGCACAAAUGCGUUAAGGGCUCAGGGCAGCACUGUGGCUAAUUGUAGUGCAAAAGAUCUGCAGAGCUCCCAGGGUGGACAGCAGCCUCGGGUGCAAGCCUGGAGCCCCCCAGUGAGGGGUGUACCUCAAUUACCAUGUGCCAAAGCGUUAUACAACUAUGAAGGAAAAGAGCCUGGAGACCUUAAAUUCAACAAAGGUGACAUCAUCAUUUUACGACGACAAGUGGAUGAAAAUUGGUACCAUGGGGAAGUCAAUGGAAUCCAUGGCUUUUUCCCCACCAAUUUUGUGCAGAUUAUUAAACCAUUACCUCAGCCCCCACCUCAGUGCAAAGCACUUUAUGACUUCGAAGUGAAAGACAAGGAAGCAGACAAAGAUUGCCUUCCAUUUGCAAAGGAUGAUGUUCUGACUGUGAUCCGCAGAGUGGAUGAAAACUGGGCAGAAGGAAUGCUGGCCGACAAAAUAGGCAUAUUUCCAAUUUCAUAUGUUGAGUUUAACUCCGCCGCCAAGCAGCUGAUAGAAUGGGAUAAGCCUCCCGGGCCGGGAGUGGAUGCUGGAGAGUGUGCCUCUGCGGCAGCCCAGAGCAGCUCUGCCCCAAAGCACUCCGACACCAAGAAGAACACCAAAAAGCGGCACUCCUUCACUUCGCUCACCAUGGCCAACAAGUCCUCCCACGCCUCCCAGAACCGCCACUCCAUGGAGAUCAGCCCGCCCGUCCUCAUCAGCUCCAGCAACCCCACGGCCGCCGCCCGCAUCAGUGAGCUGUCCGGGCUGUCUUGCAGCGCUCCUUCUCAGGUUCACAUAAGUACCACCGGUCUCAUCGUGACUCCACCCCCAAGCAGCCCAGUGACAACAGGCCCCAUGUUCACCUUCCCGUCAGACGUUCCCUACCAAGCUGCCCUUGGAACUAUGAAUCCUCCUCUCCCCCCACCUCCUCUCCUGGCUGCCACUGUCCUCACCUCCACACCGCCAGGCGCUACCGCCGCCACCGCCGCUGCCGCCACUGCUGCUACUGGAAUGGGACCGAGGCCCAUGGCGGGAUCCGCUGACCAGAUUGCACAUUUACGGCCUCAGGCUCGCCCGAGUGUGUGUGUUGCUGUCUAUCCAUAUACUCCCCGGAAAGAGGACGAACUGGAGCUGAGGAAGGGGGAGAUGUUCUUAGUGUUUGAGCGUUGCCAGGAUGGCUGGUUCAAAGGGACGUCGAUGCAUACCAGCAAGAUUGGGGUUUUCCCUGGCAAUUAUGUAGCUCCAGUCACAAGAGCGGUGACAAAUGCUUCCCAAGCUAAAGUCUCUAUGUCUACUGCGGGUCAGACAAACCGGGGGGUGACCAUGGUCAGUCCUUCUACUGCCGGAGGCCCUGCCCAGAAGCUCCAGGGAAAUGGUGUGUCCGGCAGUCCCAGUGUUGUCCCCACGGCCGUGGUGUCAGCAGCUCACAUCCAGACAAGUCCUCAGGCAAAGGUCCUGUUGCACAUGACAGGGCAAAUGACAGUCAACCAGGCCCGCAAUGCAGUAAGGACAGUUGCGGCACAUAACCAAGAACGCCCUACGGCAGCAGUGACACCCAUCCAGGUGCAGAACGCCGCCUGCCUCGGCCCCGCAUCCGUGGGGCUGCCUCACCACUCGCUGGCCUCCCCUCAGCCUCUGCCGCCAGUGGCAGGCUCUGCUGCCCACGUCGCUGCUGUCAGUAUCAGUCGAGCCAGUGCCGCCCUGGCCUGUGCGCCCGCUGCUUCUCUGACCUCCACGAGCAUCGCCGCUGCCUCUCUGGAGAGCGAGCCCAGUGCUCGGAUGGUGACCGGUCUCCCCACAUCUCCCGACAGUGUGUCAUCAGCCUGUGGGAGCAGUGCAGGAAGCAAACCAGACAAGGACAGUAAGAAAGAAAGAAAAGGUUUGUUGAAAUUGCUUUCUGGUGCCUCUACCAAACGGAAGCCCCGAGUGUCACCUCCAGCAUCCCCCACCUCGGAAGUGGAGCUGGGGGGCAGCGAGCUGCCUCUGCAGGGCGCGGUGGGUCCCGAGCUGCCGCUAGGGGGCGCCCACGGCAGGGCCGGCUCCUGCCCCCUGGACGCGGAGGGCCCUGUCCCCGCGGCUGCAGGGGCCGCGCUGGCCCAGGAAGCUUUCCACAGGAAGACCAGCUCCCUGGACUCCGCGGUGCCCAUCGCGCCCCCUCCUCGGCAGGCGUGCUCCUCGCUCGGUCCUGUCCUCAAUGAGUCUCGGCCUGUGGUGUGCGAAAGGCACAGGGUUGUGGUUUCCUAUCCUCCUCAGAGUGAGGCAGAACUUGAACUGAAAGAAGGAGAUAUUGUGUUUGUUCAUAAAAAACGAGAAGACGGCUGGUUCAAAGGCACAUUGCAACGUAACGGGAAAACUGGCCUCUUCCCAGGAAGCUUUGUGGAGAACAUCUGAAAAGAAUAUCACUGAGAAGGCUUCAAAUCAUGUCACACGACGAAAUAGCACAAAGUGAUGUCAUGGCAAGAGCCCAUCUGUGGACUUGCAGGCGGUCAGGAGCUGACCGAGGGUGCCAUGUGGCUCCGGAGCACCUAGCACAGCUGUCCCAACGAGUAGAAGGCGGGGGGAUCUGUGUGGCUUUUGUCGCCCUGGAUUCCAUGUGUAAGGUGUGCCUUGUACUGUCUGAUAUACUACACAGAAAAAUCUUUUUUUUUUUAAAGAUGUAUAACUAAAAUGGACAAUUGUUUACAAGGGUUAACUAAUUUAUUUGCUUUUUUAAACUUGAACUUUUCUUGUAAUAGAUAAAUGCUUUGGAUUAUGAUUUAAGAAAUUAUUAAUUUAUGAAUGAUUGCUAAGGAGAGGCUGGAUUAUCUCCUAUUGAGAACGAGAUUCUUUUUGACAUAGAAUGCGUCUUCCCUACCCUACCCCCUAUUCCCCACUGUUCUAAUUUGCUUUUUGACGAUAGAAAUGCCAGUUCCUAAUUUGGGUUUCCUGUGCAGGAAGCAGACGUACAACCUUAUCUGUAGGGCCUGGUGUAGGGAGGCAGAAACUUGAGAGAAGAAAGGUUAGUGAUUUCCAGGUUAGUUUGACCAGGAAUCGACCUGAAGACCUAGCCCUCAGCUUACUUUGUGGAUAUUUUUUUCUUUUAAUUUUCCUACACUGAAAUUUGUGAAGU
Octodon degus (degu) is the source of this 3528-nucleotide messenger RNA. It is a transcript of the gene Sh3rf1, whose product is annotated as SH3 domain containing ring finger 1. Gene Ontology annotation, molecular function: ubiquitin protein ligase activity; protein binding. The transcript has 11 exons. Gene Ontology annotation, cellular component: cytosol. The record is from RefSeq and is a predicted model, not a curated record. NCBI's taxonomy places the organism in Eukaryota, Metazoa, Chordata, Mammalia, Rodentia, Octodontidae. Gene Ontology annotation, biological process: negative regulation of apoptotic process; positive regulation of proteasomal ubiquitin-dependent protein catabolic process; protein ubiquitination. The coding region runs from base 141 to 2810 and encodes 889 amino acids.